Messenger RNA from Osmerus eperlanus (European smelt), 5118 nucleotides. It is a transcript of the gene il16, whose product is annotated as interleukin 16. The transcript has 22 exons. The record is from RefSeq and is a predicted model, not a curated record. Gene Ontology annotation, molecular function: cytokine activity; CD4 receptor binding. NCBI's taxonomy places the organism in Eukaryota, Metazoa, Chordata, Actinopteri, Osmeriformes, Osmeridae. Gene Ontology annotation, biological process: leukocyte chemotaxis; induction of positive chemotaxis. Bases 516 to 4298 code for a protein of 1260 amino acids.
CUUCCGUGUUUGAAGACAAGUCCUUCUGCCUGGGCAGGACCCCUGUCCCCCAGCACCCUGCCCCUCUCUGCCGAACAGACUCAGGACCACUGACCAACAACAACCAUCUCAAGCUGCCCAUCCCUGAGGUGAACGAGGAGAGAUGUUGGGAGGCAGAGAAUAUAGAGGAGGACCCUCAGGAUCAGACAGCCAAGAGAAAUCGCUCCAACUCUACUAGCGUUCAUCCCUACUGGAUAGGAGAUCUGGACUCCAUCAUCCUGAAGUCGUCUGGCCCCUGUCCCAGCCACACACACGCACCGGCCGAUGGUUUCUACGGCAACAGGAAGUCCCUGUCUCAGCAGCUGGAGUUUCCUCAGAACAACACACAGCCGGCUCCCCGGCCCUCUCGUUCCCUCAGCUCCGCCCACCUGGUCCAGUCCUGCAGCAGCGUCCAGGCCUUCGUCAUCUGCAACAUCGUCCUGGUGAAGGGUCACGGCAAGGGUCUGGGCUUCAGCAUCGUGGGAGGAAGAGACAGCAUGUACGGACCCAUGGGGAUCUACGUGAAGACCAUCUUCCCUGGGGGGGCCGCAGCUGCUGACGGCAGGCUCCAGGAAGGAGAUGAGAUCCUGGAUCUGAAUGGAGAGUCUCUGCAUGGUCUGACACAUGAGGAUGCACUUCAAAGGUUCAAAAAAAUAAAGAAGGGUCUGUUGACCCUGGCUGUGCGGACCAGUCUGCGAGUUGGCGCCCUCUGUGGCCAGGCGCCGGUAGUGCAGCUGUGUAGGUCCCGUUCCCUCAGCUCCAGCACAGGCAUGGCUCAGCCCAGCGGGGAGCUGGGAGACUUCCACUACCUCAACACCCUGCCUGAGAAACCAGGCGACCGCCUCAUGAUGGAGAUGACCCUGAUCAAAGAGGCUGGCGUGGGGCUGGGCAUUGGCCUGUGUUGUGUACCCUCUGGAGACGGCUGUCCUGGCAUCUACAUCCACACCCUGUCGCCUGGGUCCGGGGCACACAUGGAUGGCAGACUCAGAUGCGGGGAUGAGAUCAUGGAGAUCAAUGACACGGUGGUGUAUAACAUGGCCCUGAACGAUGUGUACACGGUUCUGAGCCGCUGCCCUCCUGGUUCGGUCCAGAUCAUCAUCAGUCGACACCCGGACCCCAAAGUGUCGGAGCUGCAGCUGAACGAGGCGAUAGCCAGCGCCGUGGAGAGAAGCAAGCUGAGACGGGAGAAGAGCCUGUGGAGCAUCGAUGGCCUGCGACGCCUGGAGCCCUGCUCCCACGGCAGGCAGAAGUGUGAGCGCUGUCUGGAGAGGAGCUUCAGUCAGCUGACCACCAGGAGGGCCCAGAAGACCAUGACUCGCUCCUGCAGUGACAGCACCCACACCCACCACCGCUGCCCCGGCCCCGGGCCUGGACCUGGGCCCGGAUCUGGGAAGACACACAACCUCCAGGUCCCUCACCACCACCACCCCGCACGGGUCCACAGUCUGGAUGUCCCCAGGGGCCCCAUGACAGAGUCCUGGUCUGAAAACAGGCUGUCAGCACCGGUGUACAUUGAGGAUGACUACAACGUCCCCUAUAAUUCCCCUGCUACCCUCACCAGCCCGCAAGCCCCAGACCUGGCCACUAGGGGCAGCAAGUCCAGACCGCAGGGCCAGGGCCCAGGGGCCCAGCGUGGGGGCAGCAGGCCCCCAGACGCUACCAGUGCAGAGGGCUGGGCGGGGGACGCCACUGGCUCCAGCAGAGGCUCUCCAGUCAGGGAGGAUGACUGGAGCCCCUCACACACCAGCUGCCAGAUGUUCACCAGCGUUUACAAGGCUCUGAGAAAGAUCCUGAGGUUACUGUUUAGAAGUGAAGGAGAGGGCGAGAGAGCGCACCCGGGAGGAAGCAAAGAAGCAGAUGGUUCGUCUGCCUCUCCUCAACGCUUGCACCGUGCCAACGACAGACUACACACAGUGCUCCCGCUCGCCCAGGGCUCCAGACCCCUCUUGAGAAGACAGGGCCGAGUGGAGCAGCUCUCCCCAGAACAGCUGCACGACCCCUGGGUUCGCAUCUCUGACUGCUCCCCAGAGCAGGAGCCCCACUCUCCAGACUCACGGCAUUCAGACGACACACACCUCCACCAACACACUGCAGAACGCCAGCACAACAAACACUCACGUACCCACAGCCCGGUCACAAUGGAUGAACGAGAGACCCCCUCUGAACCGAAUGACCCCCCUCCAGAGCGCCCUCUCUCCCCCAGGUCUGAGGAUCCCCCAGGGGGGAAGAAGGGUCCACCGGUGGCCCCCAAGCCCACGUGGGUCCGCCAGAGCUUGAGGAGCAUCCGUAAUGGGAGGGGCCAGCAGGAGAAGGCCACGCCCCCGGAACACAGAGCCAGAGUGGGCGGGACCAGAACCUUUGGAGUGAACCUGAGGUCUGCUUCCUCUGCAGCCAACCUGUCAAUCAAACAGAAGAUCCACUCGUUCGAGACGUUCUCCAGCCCUGAGGGUGUUCAGAACGGGAGCACCAGGAGAGCGCUGGGCCCCUCCAGCUCCCUGCCUCUCUUGGACAAGCCCAGGGGUGUCCCUGCCCCCCUGCACGCUGAUGCUGCUGCUGCCGACAAGGACAACACUGCCCGGAGAGCCAGGGAUGACCUGCCUUCAUGUGAAGAGGAAAAAGUGCAAAAGACCUCUUCCCCUCCCCCUCCCUUCUCCCGUCCCCCUGUUUCUGCCUCCCCCCCUCCCUCUCCAUCCUCCCGUCCCCCUGUUUCUGCCUCCCCCCCUCCCUCUCCAUCCUCCCGUCCCCCUGUUUCUGCCUCCCCCCCUCCCCCUCCAUCCUCCCGUCCCCCUGUUUCUGCCUCCCCCCCUCCGUCUCCAGCCUCUCUCCCCGUCACAGUUCCGACCCCUGACGCCUCUUCCCCCGAACCCUCUCCCCCCAACUCCCCCAGAGUUCUCAGAGUCUCCCAGAGCCCCCCAGAACCAGAAGACCCUCAAAGCCACAACCCCAGUCACCAGAGCAGCCCUCCAUCAGAGGGGGCCCCUCCCCCAGACUCAGCCCCGGAAACCAAGCCCCUCGAUGGGGCUUCGGACUCCUCCGUGCUGCCCCAAGACCUGGCUCCCAGGAGGUCCUACAGCGCCAGGACGGAGGGUCCUCCAGCAGACGGGGACGAGGCCCAGAGCCAGCUCAAGCAGGCCAGCCAUCGGACGCGUAGCCUGCCCCUGGGCGCCUCCCCCUGCCUGGACGGCCCUGCUCUGAGGGCUCUGGAGGGAGAAAGUCUGGGCAAGAUACUGUCCUUCAGCAACCAGGUGUCUCAUGCUUUUAUGCGCUCCAUGAACUCCCUGCCCCCCUCUCCCUCCCCCUGCCCGUCCAGCCUGGGUAACCCCUGGCCAGCCGGCCCUCCCGGGGACCCCCCCAGCCUUGAGGAGCCCGACCCAGCCCAGACCGCCCCGCAGAACCCUGGAGUGGAUGGUGCUGAGAGAGGCUUCUCUGUCAGCUUGGCAGAGCUGCGAGAGUGCACCAUCGAGAGAGGGGAAGGGGCGGGAGACGACCAGGGGGGGCGGGACCGCCCACAAGCCACGCCCUCCUCAGCGUGCGCUCACUCUGUCAUCUCAGCCAUCCCCACGCAGGAAAUAAACCGGAUGAUAGAGGAAGUGAAGGCCCUGGAUGAGGAAACACUGAAGCAAUUUGAGGACAUCCAGGUGGUGAUCUUACACAAGGAGCAGGGAGCGGGGCUGGGAUUCAGCAUCGCUGGAGGGAUUGAUCUGGAAAACAAGGCCCCAACAGUCCACCGGGUAUUCCCCCACGGCCUGGCCGCCCAGGAAGGCACCAUAGAGAAGGGGGACGAGGUGCUGUCCAUCAACGGGCACACGCUGAGGGAUGUGACCCAUGCCGACGCCAUGGCCACACUGCGCCAGACCCGGGCCCUGAGGCUGGCCGUGGUGGUGGUCUGCAAGAGGCCCGAGGCCCAAGGGCUAGAGGCCAGAGGAGCUGGCAGCGGCAUGCCCGAGAACUCGUCCGGCAGCCAGCCAGAGGCCGGCUCCACAGCGGAGGAGAUGGGGGCUAGCGUGACGGUGCAGCUGGAGAAGGGAGCCGGGGGGGUCGGAUUCAGCCUGGAGGGGGGAAAAGGCUCCAUCCAUGGAGACAAACCCCUGGUCGUCAACAGGAUCUUCAAAGGGGGUGCUGCAGAGCACAGUGGUCUGCAGACAGGAGAUGAGCUUCUGCAAGUUCAGAACUUUUCCCUCCAGGAAAUGACCCGCUUCGAUGCCUGGAACAUCGUUAAGGCUCUGCCUGAAGGACCCAUCACCGUGGUUAUCAGAAGGAAGGGAGAGGAGACGGACUGAGCUGGACAGAGAUCUGACCCAAACCUUCCUCACCCUAUGACCCUAACCCAGUCCUCCCUCUAACCCUCGGACCCCAACCCAAACCUUCCUCACCCUCUGACCCCAACCCAAACCUUCCUAUCCCUUUAUGAUCUUAAUCCAGACCUUCCUGGUUCCAGUUUAGACUCUCCAAACAGGACCUUCUCUGUUCUGCUUCACCUAUAGAGGGAGACUAGGGGCCAGGUUGAUUCUGACACAGAGCAAACACAAUCUAUGGACACAUUUCUACAAGCUUUUCACUAUCUGGUAUGGAGAAGUGAAUACAGUACAUUUGACAAAGAAGCAAAGAAGAUGAAGAUAUAGUUAACUUUAAGAAGGUACUUAAACUCAAAGGCCUAUAAGAUUUUAAUCACAUUUUGUAUGUACUGUACACAAACUAAAUUAAGGGGAAACAGCAUAGUCAUCCUGGUGCUUGACCAACCAAAGACUACAGACCUAUAUAUGCAGACCAAAAUGUAACUGAGUAUUUCAUUUAGCUAUUAUUGUUCAUUAGAAAUGUUUAAAAAAUACUUUGAGAUGUAUGACAAAAAAACAUAGACGAGUUACAUUUCUGAAUAAAUUAUGAUCAACUGAAACACAACGUAAUCUUCAUUUGUGCAUGUGUGAAUGGUAGACAAGGGUACAUUCAGGGUUCCCGCGGGGUCUUAAAAAGUCUAAAAUUCUGAACUUUAAAUUUAACGCCUUAAAAUGUCUUUGAAGACAUUUGAGUCUGUGAAGUCCCACAUCUCACAUGACCACAAUGUAACUUUUAAGUUAAAAUAAACCAAUUAAAAUUAGGAUU